Pleurotus ostreatus (oyster mushroom) is the source of this 2499-nucleotide messenger RNA. RefSeq lists its product as uncharacterized. The transcript is spliced from 2 exons. NCBI's taxonomy places the organism in Eukaryota, Fungi, Basidiomycota, Agaricomycetes, Agaricales, Pleurotaceae. Bases 1 to 2499 code for a protein of 832 amino acids. The record is from RefSeq and is a predicted model, not a curated record.
AUGUCUGUCUCCUCGCGCCAAUCUUCCUCCACUUCCAAAUGGUGGUCUCUGUCUUCGAAAACCGCCGCCGCCUCCAGCUCGAAGCAGACGAAUCCCCCCAAGGAUGCCCCCGGCAGCGCCAAAGCCGCUUCGGGCUCCAAGUUCAACACUUUGGCCUCCGCGAUAGGCUUCAAGUCGAAGAAACACCCUGUGCUGGCCAUACAGGAGCCCCCGUAUCUUCCGAGGACCCCCAGCUUCCCGAAUGUCUCACCGGCCAUUGAGCUUCCGCCUCAGAAUGACAGGAAGUACAUGAACAGGCCCCCUUCGAAAUCGGUCUCAUCGACAAAGUCCCCCGUGGAAUCUAUUGGGCCAGUUACCCCGGUGGAACACCACAACCCCCACCGUCAGUCUCUUUUGACCCUUUCUGAUCAAGACCCAUUUGCGUCGUACGGGAUGAACGCCGUCGCUGAUCCAAACCGACUGUCAGUAUACUCCGGUUCAUCCGGUUCGGACUAUAUGUCGAAGAAGGCUAGCAUGCAGCGCACUUCGUAUGCCUCUUCCGCGUUUUCCUCAGCAGGAGACCAGCAGCUGUCCCCGGGAGCACGGUGGCAAGAGCCUCCUCCGGCUCUCAAGCUCAAGCCUCGUCGCUCUCAGGGCAGUUUGCAUCGAAAGGUGUCCAUUUUGUCAGCGGAGAGUUCUCUGACCUCCGCUUGGGAGAGUCUCACUCAUUCUGCCAAAUGUCCUACCUCUUCAUCACCUGUCACUCCGUCUGACCCGCAUCGACUCAGCCAACCUCCUCCCAACCCUCUCCCACGUCCUCCAAUGCGUGCCAGAGGAAUGACUGAUACAGGAAUGAGGCAACCAUCGUUUCCUCCAAGUGAGCCGUCGUCGUCGACCUCGGUAUCAACAUCAUCACUCGUUCCGUCCCCAUCUCGACGCAUGUCCCCUACUUUCUCACCGCCGACCUCUGCUCUUCGACGGAAGCAAUCUUCGACUCGUAUGGGAGGUCCCCCUCCAAGCGCACCUCCAACACAUGAUUUGCCGUUGCCUCCUGCGCUUGUCGACGGUGCAACUGCCGACGACGAUUCCGAUAUCCUGCCCGACAUCUCCACUUCUUCUACAUCCUCAUCUGGCCUUUCUUUCGCAUCAUCCACCUCCUCGAACAGAGACGCCUAUUUUGCACACUCGCGUAAACCUUCAUUAGAAGAAGAGCCGGGUCAUUCAUCUUCCCGUCAGAAAAAGAGAAAACAGUAUCAGGCCAAAGAAAUUAUCCGACCACCUAUUGUAGCCCCACAACCUCCGCCUUCUCCCCUUUCGUCGCCCCAAACUCUCAAGCGUGCGCUUUCUCAUCAGUCGCUAAUCAAGCGCCGAACAAGUGCGAGCUCAAUAGCUUCAGGUUCUGCGACAGAUGCUCCACUUGAGAAAGCUCCCCGAAAGCAGCGCUCGUAUCCUCGAAUACCAGUUCCACCGCUUCCGCAAUCCCUCAGACAUGCUACCUCCUUUGGGCCAACAGCUCCCCUUCCUUCGGCACCGACAUCAACGCAGAGAACGUCCAGUUCACAUGGCGCGCUUCCAACCCGAGGUCGGUUAUUUUCAGGCCCCACCUUGAGAAGGCCGUCAACGUCGCAGUGCACUCCUGUGGAUGAUGAUAUACGGUCAGUAUUUAGCUUGCCGUUGGAACAAGAAAGAAUGCAAGGAUUGUCCUUGUCGCGGAACAUGCCGUCUACAUCGUCAGCUGCCCAAUCUACGAGUCUUCCAAGGUCAUCGUGGGAUUGCAAUUCCAUCGACGAGCCAGCCAGUCCGGCCACUUCGUCGGUAGUGGACUAUACUCCAAGGCGGAUUAAAUCCCCAGCAGAGAUGGCGAAGAUAGAGGCGAGCGUGCAUGAGGCUGGGUUGACGUAUGUGCGGCCAAGGGGGUCGUCAUUCACGUCGGUAUCAACGACAAUGUCGGAUGAUGACUACUCUAUUUCUGCUCCCCAUUCACCGCCCACUUCGAUCCAUCUCCUUCCGAUUCUCCCUCCGCAUACAGGGUCUCCAUUACGGAGUGCGUCCAUGAUUAAUAAGGCGCCUCCCGUUCCACGUCUUCAAGUGCGGCCGUCCACAUCGCAGGCAACAAUAUCCCCUCCGUCCUCUCCAACCUCCGCUUCAUCACCACGGAGUCAUUUAUUCUUCCCUUCGACUUCUUUCCAGCCUGUGACGAACAGCUUGCCCCCUCCUCCUCGACCGAGGCCGAUACGUCCCUCCACUGCCCCUCUUGCUCCUCCACCCGAGACGCCCGUGUCUGCUUCCUCCUUCGUUCACACGCCGCGCAUUGUCCCCCUCGCCCCACCUCCACGAAGGAAGGUCUCUGUGCCAAAGCUAUCUUCCGAGAGAAUAUUGCAGCGGCGGUCGCUAUUGCGAAAACCUUCUUUCUUGGAGAUAGACGAUGACAUCGACAAGGAAGAGCCUAAUGGUAUUGAAGACAGUUUUUUGGACCUUGCCCGUGAAUCAUUCGAUACUGUUCGCACAAUAGAUGAAUAA